UUGCAACGUUCACAAAAUUUGCGCACUGGAUAUGUAAUAUUGUACCCUUUGGAGGCCUUUUCACCAGAAGGAUGGAUAGUGCCGAGGCAGCUGUGGUGCUUAAUGGUUCCCAGUUAUCAUUUGUUGGCCAAGAGGUAGAAAGCAUACCAGGGAUUUUUGGAAGGAAAUAUGGGAAGGUUGUUACGAGAUUGGAUCUGAGUUACAACCAGCUAAGAUCACUUAAUGGUCUGUACAGUUUCGAAAGGCUGGAGGAACUAAUCCUCGAUAACAACCAGCUUGGAGAUGAUAUGGAUAUUCCUGAAAUGCCCCACUUACACACGCUGACAUUGAACAAAAACAAAAUAGCCAAUCUAGAUGUAAUUUUGGACAAAAUCUCCAAGAAUCUACCCUCUCUGAAGUACCUCAGCAUGCUGAGUAACCAGGCCUGUCCAAAUGAACUGUCUUUUUCACACAGAGAUGAGGAAGAUUAUCAACGAUACAGAUAUUAUGUCAUUUACCGCCUGCCAAAGCUAACCUUCCUUGAUUCAAGACCUGUGAAAAAAGAUGAAAGAGAUGAAGCUCAGAGAGUUGGUGCUCACAUGAAAAUUAUGGCUCCCCCUGAUGAAGAUCUGACCGCUGAACUGCAAGAAAGCAUGGUAUCCUCAAACUACACCCCGCUACCGAGCAAUUCAAUCCCUCCAGGAGAUCACAAAGGAACAUUCGGACGUUGUCGAUACGUCUACUACGGAAAACAAUCGGAAGGCAACAGAUUUAUAAGAAACAACGAACUUUAAUAAAAAUGGUAAAGUUGAUUAUUGAAUUUGUUAAUUUUUGUGCUUUUGUCAUUGCAAGAGCAAGAGAAAAUGUAUAUACAGCGCUUAGUCUUGGACUACGGCACGUCAAAAUUUCAACGAACAAAUUCACCUCGAGCGCUUCUUCGUCUGCGUGAAUAUAUGAAGCCUUGAGCCACGCGAACAGGUAAACCUCUCCUGUCCAGCGGUGCUUAUAACGAAGGCAUGCCCGAAGGCUAGCCAGAGAUUUACCUCGUAAUCAAUGUUCAAUAUUCAAUCUCUUACCAGUCUUUCUGAAAAAAAAAAAUUGCUACUGGAGUGAGAGAAAAAGAACCAGCUAUUUCUUCAGGUGAAGCAGACCCACUGGCUUCAAAAGCAAACCCGAACUUCAAAUAUAAAGGCACUUCCUGUUUUUGAAAAAUAUUUCAAUGAACAAAAUUGAUAGGGUUUCAGUGUCUUAUAAUGUUUGAAGGAAGUCCGUAACCCACAUACUGGCGUCUAUUAACUUACGAUUUUGGCCGGUGUUGUAUGCUUCAUAAUGUUAUGCUUUAACCGUUUCGUAGUUCUAAAAAUACGUUAAGGAAGUAAUUAUAGUUUUAUUGUGAUAUAUCAGUAAAUAUAGAGUUUUAUUGGUCCAAAGUAACCUUGUUGUGAAACAGUUUAGAGUAUAAGUCAAAACGACAUUUUAUUCUGACUUUCUGAUGAUAAACUAGUAUUCUUUUACUUAAAGUAUCUUUUUGGAUAAAGUGAUAUGAUCACUCUUUUUUAAUAUCUUGAAAGAGAGAUACAAUUAAUACACAAGUCGAAUUUCUGUUUUCCUCUGAAUGGUACAUGAAAGCCUUUACGUUGUAACUGAAGUUGCUUUUUUGAGAUUAUUAUAACUGUUUAUUAAAACGGUUUUAACUUUUCUCCAAAAGUGGGCUCACCCUAUGAUCCCAGAUGUUACUAGUAAUUUGCCUUACUGUCCGCCAUACAAUUCCUAUGCUGUUUGGAGAAUUUGGAAUUGGAUCAACUACUUAUCCCUAACGUGGUAUUUUUCUCUGUUCUCAUUACUUGUCUGCUAGAUUUUGUAUUGAUAUUGUUAGGAGAAGUUCUGUCUUGAUCACUCAUGGGAGUUCAAGGUUUUGGUGAAUGUGAAGUCUUAACCACAAAAGUCACAUUGAAGUACCCAUAAUAAAAUAUAAUAACAACUA
This is a messenger RNA of Stylophora pistillata, 1963 nucleotides long. RefSeq names its product leucine-rich melanocyte differentiation-associated protein. NCBI's taxonomy places the organism in Eukaryota, Metazoa, Cnidaria, Anthozoa, Scleractinia, Pocilloporidae. The record is from RefSeq and is a predicted model, not a curated record. Gene Ontology annotation, biological process: melanocyte differentiation.